AUGAGACUCGAGUCUGCAGCAGAUGAAGGUAAACUACCUCUCGAAGAUAUCAUGAGAGUGGUUACCGAUAUAAGAGAUAGCCAAGCAAAAUAUGAGAAAAGUUUUAAUAAGGCCUGUGAAUCAAUGGACUCACAGCUCAUAGAGAACACCAAGGCUCUUAAAGCACAACAGGAGCAGAAUGAGAAACUUUAUCAGCUGAUUGAGUCUAUCACAUCGGAGAACAAGGAGCUGAAGAAGAAGGUGAGAGCUCUUGAGAACAUAGAGCAGUACUCUCGCAGUAACUGUGUGGAAAUUCAAGGAAUCCCUGUAACUUCCAAUGAAUAUGUGUUGACCAUCGUGAAGGACAGGACUCUCUCAACUCGUCACUUUGGUGCAACUGAUGACCGUCCCAUCUACGUCAACGAGUCUUUGUCACCGGCGAGACGGGCGCUGUACGCUCUGGCGAGGAAGUAUCAGCGCGAGAAAAACUUCAAGUUCCUCUGGGUGAGAAACGGCAAGAUCUUCCUCAGGAAAGAAGAAAAGGCGCCAGUCAGAGUUAUCACACGAGAGGAGGACUUGGACUAA
Messenger RNA from Homalodisca vitripennis (glassy-winged sharpshooter), 564 nucleotides. RefSeq lists its product as uncharacterized. The record is from RefSeq and is a predicted model, not a curated record. Lineage: Eukaryota; Metazoa; Arthropoda; Insecta; Hemiptera; Cicadellidae. Bases 1 to 564 code for a protein of 187 amino acids. The transcript is spliced from 2 exons.